Messenger RNA from Diabrotica virgifera virgifera (western corn rootworm), 2602 nucleotides. RefSeq lists its product as uncharacterized. The transcript is spliced from 2 exons. Lineage: Eukaryota; Metazoa; Arthropoda; Insecta; Coleoptera; Chrysomelidae. Bases 1321 to 2277 code for a protein of 318 amino acids. The record is from RefSeq and is a predicted model, not a curated record.
UUAUGUGUUAUUUUUUUAUUUAUGUUUGUUUGCUUAAUACAUCAUUGUGGAGGUUUUUGAUUAUGGGUGGCCAUCGUUAAAAUACAAUCAUUUAUUAAUGGUCUCUUUAUCCAUUUCGAAUUUAGAGCUUUAAAGAAUUUAAAGUAACCUGUAAUUUCUUAUUAUUAUAGACAUGGAUACCCAGAGAGGAAAGAAAAGGCCUUUUUUUAAAUGGACGGAAGAUAAAAUGAGCCUUGCUAUAGACGCAGUAAAAAAUGAAGGCAUGUCCAAAAAAUGUGCAGCUAAAGAAUUUUGUGUUCCUAGAACAACCUUAAAGCGUAGACUUGAAAACAAUUGUCUUAAACGAAAAAUGGGUCCUAAAACUAUUCUUUCAGAAGGCGAAGAGAAAUUAUUAGCUAAUUGGAUCUUGUCUAUGGACAGAAAGGGCUUUCCUGUUAAUGCAACAAAUCUACUCUCCACGGUGCAUAAAAUUAUGAAAGAAACUGGGAGGUCGACUGUUUUUAAAGAUGGGAUGCCCGGGAAAACUUGGUUCGCUGCUUUUCUUCGAAGACAUCCUGAGAUAAAAAAACGAAGAGCAGAGUCUAUUACAAAAUCAAGAGCUGCCGUCUCUAAAGCUGAUAUAGAAAAAUGGUUUAAUGAAAUUGAAAACUAUUUAAAAGAAGAAGGUAUGAUUGACAUACUAAAAUACCCAAAUAGGAUAUACAAUGCAGACGAAACCGGGUUUAGCCUUGAUCCUAAAUCUGGUAUUGUCCUUGGGCCGGCGAAAUUGGAAGAAGACUUUUAUGAGAGAAAAUCUAAUGCAGAAAAAGAGCAAAUAACUGUUAUGGCCUGUUUUUCAGCCGAUGGUAUCACAGUUCCACCAAUGGUCAUAUAUCCGUACAAAAAAAUACCAAAGGAUAUAGUUAAUUCUGCACCACCAGAAUUGGCAGUGGGACGAUCAGACUCCGGAUGGAUGAACUCGGAAGUAUUUUAUGAGUAUAUCGGCAACCAUUUUUUGCCCUAUCUCAAAGAAAAAAAUAUACCACAACCUGUUUUGUUUUUCGUGGAUGGACAUAGGUCCCAUCUAACUAAACAAGUCAGCGAAUUAUGUGAAGCAAGUGGUAUCAUCCUGGUUGCUCUUUUCCCCAACGCCACUCAUAUUCUCCAACCAGCCGAUGUUUCAAUUUUUAAACCUUUAAAAACUGGUUGGCAGACAAUAGUAAGAACAUGGAAAUUUGAAAACUUUCCGAAGGAUGUAACAAAGUAUACAUUUGCAACCAUUCUAAGUACGGUUUUUAAAAAAUAUGCAACGGAAAGUACAAUACGCAACGGUUUUAGAAAAUGUGGACAAUACCACCACUUGAAUUGAAUCAUUUCAGAACAAAUUUCGACAAUAAAGAUGACUGGAAGGGAGACUUACAAUUUAAGAAACUUUAUGAGGUUUGGGCAGAAUUUAAAAAUGAAGCUUUAUUAGUAACAAAUAAACAUAAACAUGUCACUGGGGAGGAUGACUCUAACUUAAUGGAAGGAAAUGAAGAAAUGUCAAUAUCGUUUUCAGUUCCAACAGCGUCAACUUCAACUCCAAACGGUAAGCAUAGAGAAGAGAGUGUAAUUCUUCCAAAUGAAGAACAGUCACAGAACGGGAACAGCACUAUUUUACAAGAUAAAAGUACUACUUCACUAAAUGUUUCAGAGUCAUUUCUUUCACCGGAUAAAUUAGAAAACGUUGCGCUGUAUAAGGACAAAGAAGACCAAGGAUAUGUGGUUAGCACUCCUUUCAAAAAAUGUCUCAUUUUUCCUAAGACUCAUGAAAAAGAACCACCCAAAAGAAAACGAAAAAUAUUUCCAGCAGGUGUAUCCACUACACUUUACAGGGCCCAUUAUGAUAAUAUAACGUCUAAAAGUGGCCCUUCAAAACAAUCACAAAUUAAAAUAAAAAAGCCUGCAGUAAAGAGAAAAGUAAUAAGCGAAUCUGAAUCUUCUGCCGAUGAUGUUCCUUACUGUGAUGAAGAUCUAGAUGCGAGUGAUGUUGAAAAUUAUACGAUCAAGAAUAUUCAUGAUGGAGAUUUUGUUAUUAUCAAAUACAAUGGAAAUCUUUAUCCAGGAAAAGUGAUAAAAGCUAACCAGGAAGGAGCAGAAGUUUCGUCAAUGGAAAAAGCAGGCUAUGACUGGAAAUGGCCAGAAAAAGAAGAUGUAUUAUUUUAUUUUUAUGAGGACAUUAAAAAGAUUAUAAAGGAACCAUUAGUUAAAGGCAAACGGGGUUAUUACUCAGUACCAGAACUAUCUAGUUUUCUUUAAAGUGCGUUAUACAAUUUUUAAGUGAAACAUUUUUUUGUAGGACAUCACGGGCGUAGCCAGGUUUUAGUUUCGGGAGGGGUUUAAGAAAAUAAAACGACAAAAAGUACAUAAAAUAACCCUUAUAUUCAUAAGAAAAAUUUUAUAAAUCUUAAUAUUUAACUUUUAGGGGGGGGGUUGAAACCCGAAACCCCCCCGGCUACGCCCAUGGGACAUAAGUUUACAUUUUGCUAUGUUUUUUUUGAAUGGUUGUUAAAAAUUUCAGCAAUGUAACGCAGUGAAAAGCUUAUAUAAAAAUAUAUUUGAUAAAGUGUCCAUUACUAAAUUA